Messenger RNA from Malus domestica (apple), 1226 nucleotides. Its product is annotated as abscisic acid receptor PYL8. Gene Ontology annotation, molecular function: signaling receptor activity; protein phosphatase inhibitor activity; abscisic acid binding. NCBI's taxonomy places the organism in Eukaryota, Viridiplantae, Streptophyta, Magnoliopsida, Rosales, Rosaceae. The record is from RefSeq and is a predicted model, not a curated record. Gene Ontology annotation, cellular component: cytoplasm; nucleus. Gene Ontology annotation, biological process: abscisic acid-activated signaling pathway.
GGGAUUGGUGAUGGGAUGAUAGGGAGGCCUGAGGCGCUUCUUCUCUAUCUAUGGCGGUCACUCUCUUACCCUUCUCUCUCACCGGCUACCUAACUUCUUCCUUUCACACUCCCAGUCUUUGACCGAGAGCCACCGAGUCGAACCGGGUUGACUCUCUCUCUCUUUCUCUCAAUCGGUAUUGGUUUUGUAGACGGAAAGUUUAGAGCUUGAAGGUGGAAGAUAAGGCUGCGUUAGAGGAAGAUGAUGAAUGGGAAUAAGAAUGGAGGCGGAGGGGGCGGAGGGGGCGGAGGAGGCGGCGGAGGAGGAGUGGGGUUUGGCGGGAUAGUGAGCGACUACAUUCGGAGGCACCACAGGCACGACCUUAACGACCAUCAGUGUACAUCUACUCUCGUCCGGUACAUCAAAGCCCCUGUCCAUCUUGUUUGGUCGUUGGUAAGACGAUUUGAUCAGCCACAAAAGUAUAAACCAUUUGUCAGCAGGUGUGUGGUGCAGGGGAACCUUGAGAUUGGAAGUCUCAGAGAAGUUGAUGUUAAGUCUGGGCUUCCUGCCACUACAAGUACUGAAAGAUUGGAACUUCUUGACGACGAGGAGCAUAUUCUUAGCAUUAAAAUAAUUGGUGGGGAUCACAGACUUAGGAACUACUCUUCAAUCAUCUCCCUCCAUCCAGAGAUCAUUGAUGGAAGACCGGGGACUCUGGUGAUUGAGUCAUUUGUAGUUGACAUUCCUGAAGGGAACACCAAGGAUGAGACCUGCUACUUUGUCGAAGCCUUGAUCCAGUGCAAUCUCAAAUCACUUUCAGACGUCUCAGAGCGACUUGCGGUACAGGACCGAACUGAGCCAAUUGAUCGGCUCUGAAAAUUGGAACCGAUAACACGUGUUGGAGGCGAGAGAGACUGCCAGGGAUGAAGCUUCCGAGGCUUUCGUAACUUGGAGGUUUGGGAGACGGACAGGCAGUUGUACACUUCGAUUUCACACACACGAAACGCCCUCGUAUUUUUGCUUGCGUCGGUACAAAAUUAAAUUGUUAAACUUCCUGUGUGUAGGAUCGUAAGAACCACAGCUGAUAAAGGUUUCUGUAACCCUUUCGCAAAUGAAAAGUACAGGAAGAAAAAAGGGACGGGGUUCUGUUUUGGUGAUAUGAUUUUGGUCGUGUACAUAUAUGCCGAGAGACGGCGUCUGUACACUGCUUUUGGAUGCUUUCAGCUUCUGCUUCUUGCUUUUCUUAA